AUGUUCAACAACCAAGCCGCCUGGCUGGCAGGAAACAAAGUUCACCCCCUUCAAGUCAAAUCGGCAACUUACACUAGCCCACGCGAAGGCCAAAUUGUAAUCCGCAACUACGCCACAGCCAUCAACAUAAUCGACUGGAGACUGCAAGACCUCGGAACUUUCAUGAUGUACAACUGGAUCAAAUACCCUUGCAUCCUAGGAUCCGAUGUGGCGGGUGAAGUGGUCGAGAUUGGAUCGCGAGUAACACGCUUCAAAGUCGGAGAUCGUGUGGUCGGUCAAGCCGUGGGAAAGGAUGAAAAGCGCAAUACCGAUGCCGAGGGGGCCAUCUCUACGGCCGCUUGUGGCCUUUUCCAGACAGAUCAGCUUGGACUUCAACUCCCUUCCGUCAAUUCCAAGACCAGGGGCGAGACCCUGCUGGUUUGGGGCGGCUCAACCAGCGUGGGCAGCAGUGUUAUCCAGCUCGCCGUGGGUGCUGGGUAUGAGGUCUUCACGACGGCAUCACCGCAUAAUUUCAACUACGUGAAGAAGCUAGGUGCGGCUCAGGUCUUCAACUACAGAAGCAAGACAGUCGUGAAUGAGAUAGUAAAGGCCUUCCAGGGAAAGAAGGCCGCUGGCGCUAUUUCCGUGGCUUCGGACGGAACAGAGCGCUGCAUGGAUAUCCUAGCCCGGUGCGACGGGAAGAAAAUUGUUUCCUUAGCUGCCUACCCGGUUCCCGACAAAGUGCCCGCUCAUUUUCCCAUUUUGCAGACUAUGUUCAUGUUCCUUACUCGCAGCCUUGUCUAUUGGUUCAAAUCCAAAACCAUGAGUGUCAACUACAACAUGAUCUUUGCGACUUCUCUCGUUGAGAAUGGGGUCGGAAAGGCUAUUUUCGAGGGUUAUUUGCCCCACGCUCUGGAAAGCGGUAAGUUUCUGGCGUCUCCAGAGCCAAUUGUGAUAGGAAAUGGGUUGGAAAGAAUCCAGGAUGCCCUAGAUCACCAUAAGAUAGGGGUGUCUGCCAAGAAAGUGGUUGUUACUCUGAAAGACUGA
Penicillium atrosanguineum is the source of this 1026-nucleotide messenger RNA. RefSeq names its product zinc-binding alcohol dehydrogenase family protein. The coding region runs from base 1 to 1026 and encodes 341 amino acids. Gene Ontology annotation, molecular function: oxidoreductase activity, acting on NAD(P)H. Lineage: Eukaryota; Fungi; Ascomycota; Eurotiomycetes; Eurotiales; Aspergillaceae. The transcript has 2 exons. The record is from RefSeq and is a predicted model, not a curated record.